Molecule: messenger RNA, 1562 nt
Organism: Triticum urartu
Lineage: Eukaryota; Viridiplantae; Streptophyta; Magnoliopsida; Poales; Poaceae
Source: RefSeq, a predicted model, not a curated record
ACUGCCACCGAGCCACCCACGACCGAUGCCGAUCUAUUCGCAUCGCGCGACCUCGAGUAGGGCCGCCCGCUAAGAUUCCAGCGCCGCCGCCCGCCCCAGUUCGCCAUCCCGGACCACGCAACCGCCGGCGCGGACCUUCCCGCCGCCGGUCGGCACUCCCGCCGCAGUCCAGCUUCCUCUGCGGGCCCUUUCCCCCUUUGCCCUCUGCCGCCACCGGGACACCCGGAAGCUGCCGUCGGGCCCCUCCGCACCGGCUACCGAUGGCGCCUCCGUCCCGAAGCUGCAGCCGAACAUAAACAUCUCCUCCACUCCUCCACGAAGAGAUGUUCUUCUCAUUGGUGCUUCUUGAACAAAUGGCAUCCUUCUCAAGAACAAUGGUGAUUUUUUGUGAGGCUUGGAACACAAGAACAAAAAAUAUGAUAGAUUUCCGUUUGCUUUCACCUGGCGAUGAGGAUGAUGCUAGCAAUGAGCAGCAAGAUCCGGCAUCUACUGUUGCUACUAUUGAUGGCAAAGAGCGAUCGACAUGGCAAGCGACUGCUGGCAAUGCUGAGGAUGAUGACAUUAAGCAACUGCUACCAAUGCCGCCACCUAAUGAAACCAGUGAUGAUGUGGUUGACUUUAAGAAAGUCAUACGUUUUUGUCGACCUGAACCAUCGGUGGAGCUAUUGGCUGUGUAUCCACACUUCUUCCCCUUUGUUGGGAAAAUCGCUGUUGACGAGAAUGGUGGUCAGUUUGUCUACCACCAAGAAGAAGGAGAAAAUCCCAAACUUGACUCUGAGGAAAAUUUGGUGCUCACAGGGCCAUUCGAAACUAUCUCAGGAUUCGGUUCCGGUUGCAUGACAAUUGAAAUCCCUGAGAUAAGCAGACCUGGUGUUAUUGACACUGCUACUCUAGUUUUUGGAGAUUACCCAUGUGUGGAUGCCAAGCAUGAAGAUCGCCUUAUCACAACAAAGUAUGGCCGCCACCUCGUUGUGUCAUAUGUGUUGAUGAAGGAAGGCUUGGGGGUCCAUGUGCAGGUCAGUCUCCGCCUCUUUGGUGACGAUACAUUUCAGACCAUCCACUUGCACGGUCAAAUCACUGCACAUAACCGGGUCUUCGAGGAUGACAAUGUGUUGCUCUUCUUCUGUGAGGAGGAGGAGAAGGUGCAGCUCACCCCCUCUGCUGGCAAUGGUAGUGUGAUCCUAAAGCCAAUGCAGCGGUUCAUUGUUACGGUGCCAAUCAAUCCACAGCCAUUUCUUACAAUUAAGGUACGGUUGAAUGUGACAACUCCAAGCAACGAGGGGGUUCCCAUCCCCUUUGAAGGUGAUGUUGAGUUCCCUCUUGACAGGGACCAUAGAAUUCGGACAAUCAGCACAAACCACGGUGAGGUGAAAGUCAGUAUCACGUACAAUUGAAGAAGCCUGGAGAAUUGCAAGCAUGAAGCAAAGAAGUAUUUGUACGAGGUCUUCCGGUUGUACUGCUAGCAAUAAGAGUCAAAAACUUGUCCUUUGUAUAGCCCUUGUUUAUUGAUGUCGUUAUCACAAUAUGAAUUUUUUUAAUAUCAGUGAUUUGUUUGCAAGCCA